AUGGAAGCUAGAUCAAGGGAAGAGACUUUAAAGAUGGAGGCUAGAACCAAGCAAUUGGUAGAGGCUGAGAGGGAAAAUUUACUGAGUCAGCUUUCCCAACUCAUCCCCAAUUUUGAUCCAAGCAUGCUUAAACCGAAAACUUGCACCUGUCAAAACCAAGGUCAAGAGCAAAGUCCCAAAAAUCCAAUGUCGGACAAAGCAAGCUGCUCUGGGCUCUUGAUGGGAGAUCAUUUGCAAAGUCCCAAAAAUCCAUAUCUCACAUAUCCAAUCAGAUACAUUUUGGGGAUGAUACUGCCAAGAAUUGGGAAAAGUAGGAUGAAAUGGAAUUUAGAAAAGCAAGAUGAAGAAAAGAAAGAUGAAGAAAAGCAAGAUGAAAAGAAUAUUGAAGUAGUUGAUUAUCCAAAGCUGGAGAUGCCAUCUUCUUUACAAUCCCUUUGUCGUUAUGUAGAAAUGACACUAAAGCCUCUGGAGAAGACUAUGAUCUUUACAAUUGAGAAGGAGGUGUUUGGUGAUGAUCGUAGUACCUUCGUCUUGCAUGAAGAUAUUACACAUUUGCAGGCAUGGAGGAAAUUGGGGCUACUGUGGUUGCAGUAUAUAUGA
Prunus armeniaca (apricot) is the source of this 600-nucleotide messenger RNA. The record is from the annotation of a GenBank genome assembly. Lineage: Eukaryota; Viridiplantae; Streptophyta; Magnoliopsida; Rosales; Rosaceae.